AUGAAGUUCCAGAAAAGCACGGCCCCGCUGCUCGACUACAGCGCUGUGAACAGCAGGCGGGACUUCACGCCGCAUCCGCUGGGCGACAACAAGGUCAACGCCAUGCUGGCGGCCAGCUUCAAGGCCGGCUGGAAAGGUAGUGCAGCCGGGUCCGCGGCUGAGAUGCCGAAGACCAGCUACUACCAGGACACCUUCGAAGGUUACACCGGCAGCCGUCUGAGAUCUGCCAAGAUGAAGAGUGUGAAGCCCACGAAUGCGAGGACUCACACCAUCACAGGCAUGACGGAUCUGUUGGAGACACGACCUUUGUCACACGUCAGCUACCAUUCGCACCCGCAGGAUUUGGCGAAAGCAGGCCAGAUCCUUCUCCCGAAGCCCAACCUGGGCUUCAUCUCGAAGUGGGAAGGUCCACCAGAGAAGAGCAGCUAUGUUUCUGAGUUUGGGACGGUGAAGCGAAAUCACUCGACGCCGACAAUGAGUAUUGGAGAGCUGGAGAUUGGUAGGACGAACGACCUGCUCCCUGCGGAUCACGAGUGCUUCUACAGAAGGCGAUGCAACUACAUGAGCCCCGGGCAGUGA
Molecule: messenger RNA, 579 nt
Organism: Symbiodinium sp. CCMP2456
Lineage: Eukaryota; Dinophyceae; Suessiales; Symbiodiniaceae
Source: the annotation of a GenBank genome assembly